AGCUGAUAGUGAGUGCAGCAGUAGAAAGUCCAGAUAAACAGCAGUAAAUUUCUGUUUUGACACGCUGAGUCGUCCCUCAGUGUCCGUGUAAGCUCAGCGAGAGCAAACAGAGGAAUGUUAACAGGAAGUGGAAGAAACUGCUGGUAUCUGGAAGUACUCAGGAGUGAGUGGAAGUAGUCGUCUCUCAACCACAACAAAGAGUGAAAUAUGGGCAGUGAGUACCAACCACUGUCUGCAGCAGAGUCAUGCAGAAGUUUAUUCAUAGAGACGUCAGAGUGCUUUAUAUGCAGGGAUGUUGAACUUCAAGCCAGUGACCCACUGAGGAAUUUCUGCGACUGCAAGAAUUUACUUGCCCAUCACGUGUGUCUGUCCACGUGGAUCCAGAAGGGAAGUGGGAGUGAAGACAGGCUGCGCUGCAUUAUCUGCAAAGCCAAGUACCAGCUCCAGAGGAGUUCUCCGUGGCGGUCGGUGAGCUUUCAAUGGCAAACGUGGCUUGUGUCGAUCACUGCGUUGGUUCUGCUGGCUCUGGUACCUUAUGCUGUUUACUGCAUGAUGACCGCCUUCACCGACCCUCCUCCUCCCAGCACCUUUAAAGUGGCGGCCGCCUCUUUUGGCCUGCUGACGGAAAUCCUGCUGAUCAAGUGUCUGUGCAGCUACCUCAGCAGUCGUUACCGGCAGGCUGAGCAGAGCUCCUUCACAGUCCGGGCCAGAGGCUUCGACGAGGACAGAGCAAGCGUGGCCCGCUGGGAUCGGUCUGAGGCCUCAGCAGCGGCAGGUCAAGCUUCAUCGGCGGCCUCACCCAGUCAAGUGGACGAAAGGAAAGUGGAUAUGCUGAAGAGUGGAUGUCUCAGCUUUUUCUGAACCACUAACAGAAGGAGUUUACAGAAUGCAGAGUGAGAGUAAAUCCUAUGGGUAUUCAAGAUAUCAGUUUAUCAGCGUGGCGUUUAUGAGAUUUUACAAUUUAAAACCUUUUUUUCUGAGGUGUCAAAUAUUCUUGUUUUCCUCUAUGUCAAACGCUUACCCUCUUUAUUCAGCGGGUACAUUCUCACUUUUUGCAAAUUGAUCAUAAGGAAGCUAAUGCACGCAGCGUGCAUGAGUGUGUUCAGGCUCAGGGAGAAAAAAAGAGCCUGAAAUCACUCUCGUUCCUUAAUGAUGUCCACACAGAGACAAUGGGGCGCCGCUCUGAUUAGUGUCACCUGUCCUUGUGCAUCUCAUCAGCUCCAUUAUGGCUCCAGCUCCCAUGCUUCUUCUGCUAAUUGAAUAGCCUGUGAAGUGGUGACGAGGACGGGGGCGAGAGCAGCGUCUGUCCCGCUGCUGCUUCAGAAAUGAGAGUGAAGCUUCCCAGUGAGACACCACUGUAGUUCUUAAAACAUGAACCAUUAUCAUACAGAUGGAAAAAGUGCUAACAAGCAGCCCUCAUGUUAUAUUACUGUCAUAUCAUCUAUGGAUUAUCUUCAUAUCUAACAUCUUACAAUUAGCAUCGACUGUAGGUUUUUGAAGAGAAGCAUUUCUGCACUACACAUUUCGUCAGUUUAUCAGACAGAGGUUCAUAGUGGACGUAGCCAUAAAACACUCAUCAUCUUUCAGUAGCUGCACACGGCAACUUAAGUAUGGUUUGACAUUUUUGUACAUUUAUUUGCAUUCUUACCAAAAAACUGAAGGAAGAAAUUGCUCAGCUUUGCUGACUAAGACUGGACAUGGGAAAAAAUUAGCCCAGCAACUCCUUGGGCCCUGACACACCAAACCGACUUCAGAGAACUAGCAGUGAAGCCCCCUUGCUGCGUUGCCUCACGUUGCCUUUGUCCUGGCCAAAAAAGUUGCACAUGAACACACCAAAGACUCAACCGAGGGUCAACCAGCAUGUACAUUCUGUGCUUACAUGAGAGGAAAUAACUCUCCAUACAAGCAGUCAUCUGUAUUCAUGAUUCAAAAAGGGAAACUGGAAAACCGUCUUUAUGCUAGUUAGCCAGUUAACACAUGUACAACACAAUGUAGUGUUGAAAGAACAAAGCACAUUAACCGUGUGCCUGUGAACAAUAAGACAAACCAUCAGGAAACGUUUCUGCUACAUAACCAAAUCGAUAAAGAAAAAUAAACUGACCCUAUAUAACAAGUUUGUUUUUGUCCCAGUCCCUCUGGAUUUAGCUCUUUGUUUACUUUCCUCACUUAAGUUUCUCAUCUUGUGCACUGACCUGAACUGAUAAUCAGACAGAUUUCCUUUAAAAUAGGAAACUAGAAAAUGCAGUGUAAGGAUAAGGCUGGUGUUAUUCUGUAGUAUAAGUAUUGUCAACAAAUCCCAUAAAAAGACGAUGUAAGAUUUAUUCAGUGACCGGGCUCUGCCGCUGAUUCUGUGCUCACCUGCCACUUGUAUGUCUGAGUCUGUAUCUUUUGAGUUCCUUGUUAAAUGUAAAUUAAUGUUUAUUCACUGGGAGAAUUCACAGAAUCACAAUCCAUGUGAGGCUCUGAUAUCAGACCACAGUGUUACUCACCAUUAGACCUUUAUCAUACACAUUUCCUGGCUUGACUUUGUUUGACUCAGAGCAUCAGUCCAGCGCAGCAGGGAUUUGCAUCUUCAGGGCUACCUGCCUGAAGGUGUGUCUUAAACUGAUGACACACUUGUCUUGAGUCGGUGUUGUUUUAAAGCUCCCUGGCUGUGCAGCGGUUGUUGGUAGCCAGCUACUUAUCAUCAUGGAUUUUCUGGCUGUUGUUACAAUGAAGUGUCCGCCAUGUCCGACAAUAACAGCGGAGGCUAUUUGAACAUGUCGCUGAAUUGUUGCUGAAUGUUUAUGAAGCCCAUCUGACAUCACUGCAACCUGUUUUGAGUGGGUCUGACACGACUCUGGCCCCAUCUCUCGCCCCAUUUAAACUGGCAAUGAAAACUCAAAUGAACGCAGCCAAAAGUGCCAAUGAAAUCAACCUACUCUUGUUCAAGUAUAAGCAGGGUUGGAAAUCAGCACCAGCCAAAAAAAAACACAAUGGUAAUCUAUUGAGUGGCUUGUAGAUUUUGGAAUCCACCAGCCAUUUUGUAUAACCACUUCUUGUUAGGGGUCGCAGGUGUCUAUCCCACCUAUCCCAGCUGACAUAGGGUGAGAGGCAGGGUACACCCUGGACAGGUCACCAGACUAUCACAGGGCUGACACAUAGAGACAGACAACCAUUCACACUCACAUUCACACCUACGGCCAGUUUAGAGUCACCAAUUAACCUGCAUGUCUUUGGACUGUGGGAGGAAGCCAGAGCUCUCUUGGUGUAAGGCAACAACGCUGACCACUGCAGCACCGUGCCGCCCACACUAGUGACAUGAGUAAAACCCAUCACCAAAGUAUUUUGUAGUAAAUAUGGUCUAAGGAAUGUAUAGAGGAACUGAGACUCUGUCUAGAGAGAAUAGUUUGGGAUAUUUUCUUUGAAUCCUGCAUCAAAAUCACACUAUUUUUAUUCUAAUAUGAAGUUGUGUGAGGGUGAUGUGUGUAAAACAAAAACUGUGAUAAUCCUCCCAACUACAACCCUGUGGUAUAAAAACAACUGAAAGGAAGUCUUAAUGAAAAGAAAAUGGCCUUUUAUUGUGGUGUCACUGGAUUCUCUGAGAAAAAAGAGACAACUAAGAGAAAAAUAAGAUUGAAAUCUUCAACAGUUAACAUAAAACAAGCACAGGAAUGCUUAAAUGCGCUACUGGGGGUGGCCAGAGAGAAGGAAGAAUGCUCUGUCAGUAACUUUGCUAAUGAGCUAAAUGUUUAUUACAGUAGAUUUGACUGUGUGGUGCCUGUGUGUGACUGUGUGAAGCCAAAAAAGGCCACCGGCCCAGACGGACCACAGGCACAUGUCCUUAAAGACCCAAUUAAAGGGAGUCUUUACAAGGUUAUUCCAGUACUUGUUAAACACACGCACAGCGCCUAAACCAGGGAAACUCUCAGUCAUUAAGUCUGUGCCCAAAAAAGCCAAAAGCAAGUCUGACUUUUGACCAAUAGCCGUCUUUUUGUGAAACCACAGAGUUCCAGCUAACUUCCUCUGUGGUACAGACGAUGCACUGCUUUGUUUAAUAUCAUUAAUAAGCAUCUUUUAUUUGUGGAUUUUGUGAAGCUGAUUACUCCGAGUCUGACGGGCUCGCUGUCGGUACAGGUGCUGUUGAAGGAUGUGUUCUGUCCCCUGUACUGCUCAUCCUAUACACAAAUUAAUUCGAGAUCAAAGAGCAGAGUUGAGCUCCUGCGAUUAUGCAGAUGACCUCAGUUGGCCUUUGUGAAGUGAAGCUGACUGUUUGGCCCAAACACACUUUCUUCAUACAGGCGUGGUGCAGAAGUAGCAAUUUGAAGAUGAGUGUUGAUAAGAUUAAGGAUAUGUUCGUUUGUGCCAAGCAGGAUUUCACAACAGAGCCUGAUGGGUUUGACAGCCAACUUGUUGAAACUGUUAAAAGUUUCAGAUGUCUUGGCUCAGUCCUGGACAACCAGCUGAACCUCUCUGAAAAAUAUUAACUGUUUUCAACAGAAGAACACAAAUGGCUUCUUCUUCUCGGGAGAUUUUUGAGUUUUGAGUGUUAGAAAUUGUUUCCAAAACUCUUAGGUCUUCGGUCACCUGAACUGCAGGCUCAGGAAUAAUCUGGCUAGAGUAGUCGUCUUUGCCAGCAAAACAACUGGGAAGCCCUUAACAAAUGAGUGAGCUUUACACCGUCAGAACAAGAGAUAAAGCCUUCAAGGGAAACUUUGAUAGUUUACAACCUGGACCAGAUUUUCUCAUGUUUGUAUGUUGUAAGUCCAGUUCAAUCCAAAGAUUGGCGACAAGAAGAAACAGUUUUAGAAAGUUGCAGUGGUGUGAACUCAUCGCGGUGACUUGCUGUGAACCGGCAGGUUUUUAGAACGUUGCAGAACAGAGCGUUGCAAGUAGUUGCCUGUUUCAGCUCGACUCGUCGUGAAUCUUUAGUCUGAACUGCCACAAGUGACCAAUGAGAAUAACAAUCUUUGACAUUGGUCCAGUAUUGAGCGAGAGCGCUGCAGCAGCGAAACAGACUAUAACGUAAUUCCCUGCAGGCAUCUGAGCACCAUCAAUUUACGUCCACUAAAAGUUCCUGUUUUUGCCACUGACAGGUUCAGAUUG
Epinephelus moara (kelp grouper) is the source of this 5085-nucleotide messenger RNA. RefSeq lists its product as uncharacterized. Bases 208 to 861 code for a protein of 217 amino acids. Lineage: Eukaryota; Metazoa; Chordata; Actinopteri; Perciformes; Serranidae. The record is from RefSeq and is a predicted model, not a curated record. The transcript has 5 exons. Gene Ontology annotation, molecular function: zinc ion binding.